GGAAAUACUAAUGGAGUACUCACAUCAUGUGAAGAAAAUGGGGUGCACUUUGCUUGAGUUAAUGUCAGAGUCUCUUGGUCUAAAACCAAGCCAUCUCAAAGAAAUGGAAUGUUCAGAGGGUCUUAGCAUUUUGUGCAAUUACUACCCAGCAUGUCCACAGCCAGAACUAGCUAUAGGCGUCAGCAAACAUACAGACAAUGACUUCUUCACAAUCCUUUUGCAAGACGAUAUCGGAGGCCUCCAAGUUCUUCACCAGAAUCAGUGGGUUGAUGUUCCUCCUACACCUGGAGCUUUAGUGAUCAAUAUUGGCGACGUUCUCCAGCUCAUAACAAAUGACAAGUACAAAAGUGUAGAGCAUAGAGCAUUGUCAAAGAAAGUUGGUCCAAGAAUAUCUAUAGCAAGCUUCUUCAGCUCAGGGCCAUUGCCAUCUUCCAGACUGUAUGGACCAAUUGAGGAGCUGUUAUCAGAAGACAAUCCUCCAAAGUAUCGCGCAACUACAUUGAAGGAAUUCUUUGAUUAUUUCAAGCAGAAAGGGCUUGAUGGAACUUCCAAUCUGUCUCAUCUCACAAUCUAAACUUGGUUAUGGAGUUGAAAACUUAGGGGCCCUUUGGGGAGCUACAGUAAUUACAAGCUUAGCUAGCGCGAUUGUAAUGCAAGAAUGAUCUUUACCAUGGAUAAUAAAAAAUGAUUGUCUUGCAAAAUAAAAUUGUUAUGCAGUAAAUAAUAAUGAUAAAAGGUAUGCAGAGAUUACUUAUUUAUACGGCAUAUAUCUUUAUAUACUUUUUUUUUCCUUGUA
This is a messenger RNA of Nicotiana attenuata, 796 nucleotides long. Its product is annotated as 1-aminocyclopropane-1-carboxylate oxidase homolog. NCBI's taxonomy places the organism in Eukaryota, Viridiplantae, Streptophyta, Magnoliopsida, Solanales, Solanaceae. The record is from RefSeq and is a predicted model, not a curated record.